Molecule: messenger RNA, 1279 nt
Organism: Rubroshorea leprosula
Lineage: Eukaryota; Viridiplantae; Streptophyta; Magnoliopsida; Malvales; Dipterocarpaceae
Source: the annotation of a GenBank genome assembly
CCCGACGAGCUCCCCAGCCACCGCCACCCAUUUUCGGCCAGGAACACCGGUGAAACUGGGGGAUUUCUCCUCCUUUUCUUGUUCUAGAACACCUAUUAAACCCAAGAAACUCCCAGAUCUGCUCUGCUCUUCUUCCCUUGUCCGCGAGCUGUUUCCAUUGGGUGCAAUUUCUGGGCUUUUUCGAGUAAGCCAUAGCCAUGAAAUUCAUCCUCUCUCUCUUAAUUUGGCUUGGGUUACUCUAAUUUUGUUGUUGGUUCUUGAAUUUCUGGAGUUUUGCCGUGAAUUCCCUCCAAAAUCCCGUCAGCUUCCAUGUUCGCCGGACCCAGCUUUUGCUUGCCGGAAAAUUCUAGUUUUGAUCAUUUUGUCAUUUUGUCACCAUAGCACUUGGGUUAAGCCUUCUGUUCUGAGCGAGUGAGGAAGUGAAACCGAGAACGGGAAAACCAAGGGGAGUGACGAGGUAGAAGGCUAGCCAUUCUAAUUGGAUAUAAGUUUUAGAUUUUAUUUUUGAGAUUUUGUGAUUUGAAUAAGUUUCGAGCUUUGUGCAUUUGUGGGACUCGUCUCACGAGUGCACGGUGUCUGCCAUGUCCUCGGAUUUGGGUUAUGAGGCGUGACAUCCAUUUAUACAAUGAGGGAUGAGUUUGGAAAUGUAAAGUGGGCGGUAAUGUAGAAGAUAUGAGCAACCAACAACGAAUAGUAUACUUGGUGAUUAGAGUGGGGUGCAGUUGAUCGAGAUGGACCAUGGCAUAAGUUCAAUAAGGGGUACGCAUUGCAGCUUCUGCCACGCUUUUGGGAUUCGUACAUGGGAUUGAGUGUCUACAACAUAGGCAUCACGUGGCAAUAUUCCUAUGUGGUGCGGGGUUUUGACCAAUAGUGCCGAAGGUUAUUGAACCAAUAUCCAUAAUUCGCAAUUUUGCUGCCAAACAACGAACCUUCGCCCUCUGAUAGGGAUGCCUACAGGCCAUGGCCAUCUAGGUGACAAAAGUAUCUAGUUAGCCAUGCAAUAGAAUCAACAAUGGAUCAUGUGCGGGUAGCAAGAGGGCGGAUCCGACACUUAAUGGAGGUAAGCAGUGGUGAGGUUAAGUAUUUGUGCUUUGUGUUGUUGUGUAAAUAUGUGUCGUAGGUAGCAAGGGUCAACAAGGUUGGACAUGGAAGUGGUCCGGGGGGGAAGGGUGUGCUUUGCUUCAUGUGUUGGGGCCCUUUUGUUGACUUUAUAUAUAUAUAUGGUGUAAAUAUGUGAAAGACAUCGUUACCUCUAUCACUAUAAAUCUUUUAUUUUUGA